AUGAACAAGCUAACCCUCAUUUUACUUGCCCUCUUUGCCCUUAUAGUCGUUGUGAGCGGUCAAGAUCAACUAAAUCAAGUUGGCUAAGAAUUUCGUAAUCUUGAAGAUGAUGAAUCUGAUUCACAUAGAGACCUUGGUAAAAAGCUUUAGAGAGACCUUGAGAGACCUUCUUGA
Stylonychia lemnae is the source of this 174-nucleotide messenger RNA. Lineage: Eukaryota; Ciliophora; Spirotrichea; Sporadotrichida; Oxytrichidae. The record is from the annotation of a GenBank genome assembly.